Molecule: messenger RNA, 1371 nt
Organism: Diatraea saccharalis (sugarcane borer)
Lineage: Eukaryota; Metazoa; Arthropoda; Insecta; Lepidoptera; Crambidae
Source: the annotation of a GenBank genome assembly
ACUGGGAUUGUCGGUUGGUUUUGCGCCGAAUCAGUGAAAUAUUUUGCUUCCUUUACAAAUUUAAUGUAUUUUACUACUAACAGUAGCUUUUUAUUAUAAUCUAGCAAACGAAACAUUUUAUAAGUUUUCAUAGCGCAUAUUCAAUAUGUCUCACCAGACAGGAAUACAAGCAAAUGCAGAACUGAAGAAAUAUUUUGGAAAGUGUAGAGAUGGAAAACUUCGUGUUAUGAAAGUCAGCAUAGAAAAUGAACAACUGACUUUAUCAAAACACUAUGCAGUCAAAGGAUCUUGGGAACAUGAUUUUGACAAAUAUGUGCCAACAUUGAUUGUUGAUGAUCAACCUUGUUACAUUUUGUACAGACUAGAUACAACAAACUCUCUUGGACAUGAUUGGUUACUGCUUAGUUGGUCACCUGAUAGUGCACCAGUUAGGCAAAAAAUGUUGUAUGCAUCCACAAAGGCCACUUUGAAACAAGAAUUUGGCUCUGCUCAUAUCAAAGAUGAAAUGCAUGCAACUGUUAAGGAAGAAGUAUGUUUAAAAGGAUAUAAAGCGCAUCUAAGCGGUAUUAGCGCUCCAGCUCCACUCACAGACCGAGAAGAGGCAUUAAAGGAAUUACAACAGACAGAACAUAACACAAACUAUGGCACUGACUCCAGGCAAUCAACAAUGGGUGGAGUAGCAUUUCCAAUAACGGAAGCAGCGGAACAGGGUAUAAAUGAUCUCAAACGUGGUUCCUACAAUUAUUUACAAUUUAGAAUAGAUUUAGAAGAAGAAAAGAUACACCUGUCCAAAGCGGCAGAGAUACAACGUGGAGAUUUACCGUCACAAGUGCCUAACGAUCAGGCGCGGUACCAUCUCUACGUGUUCGAUCACACGCAUGAGAGUGAUCAUCUCGCUAGCGUUGUGUUCAUAUAUUCAAUGCCUGGAUAUAACUGCAGUAUAAAGGAGCGUAUGAUGUAUUCAAGCUGUAAAGGACAAUUCUUAGACAUAAUUGAGAGGAUGGGCGUCGAAAUUGCGAAACGACUCGAAAUUGAUGACGGGAAAGAACUGACAGACGAGUUUCUCUACGACGAAAUACAUCCGAAGAGGAAUCUUCACCGGCCCGCAUUCGCUAAACCAAAGGGUCCACCUAAUCGUGGUGCAAAACGAAUUACAAAAUCGCAAACAGCCCAAUAAUAAAACUUAUAAUUAUUUAAAAAAUUAAGUAUACCAAAUCUUGACAUGGCUCAUUCUACUGAACUCCAAAUACGAGAUUGUCUAUAUAGAUUUAUCAUUUAUUUAAAAUCAUUGGAAUGUUACAAAAGUCUCGAAAUUAUUUUACCUUAAUACCCAAGACACGAUUAGAUUUUCAAGCCAGUAUAUAAAGUCAU